AUGCCACCUUUGGAUAGGGUAGGUUCGACCGUGAACCGAAAACGAACAAGAAAACUCGAUGUGCAUCGAAGUUAUCAUCGCGAAAAUCCGGAAAAGAGAAUCCACUAUGAGAGAGAGGUUAGAUUGCCACGUGUUCGCCAUUCUCGAAGUUCUUCCUCAUACUCAGAUUUUUCGCGAAGAGGUUACACGAGUCGCUAUGCUCGCAGUCCAUCUCCUGUAGGAAGAUAUCGCGAACAUCGGCAUCGUCCUCAGGAACAUCGAAGAGACUACGAUAGAUAUGAUUCCCAUCGUCAACGAAGUCCAACUCGUCAUUAUAUACCUUAUCGUUAUCCGAGAGAAACGACGGUUUCAAACAGUGCCAGAUCUGAUCGCUAUCUGCGAGAAGCGACUGAUCAAGAUCAUCAAAAAUCCGAUCGUUAUCCGAGAGAAACGACGGAGUACUCAGACAGAGAUUCUGAGUCAUAUUCAGAACACUAUGACGCUUCGAGUGAGUUCGAGGGCGAGGGUCCUGAAGAUCCAGGAAUUCCACCAGAGCACGUGUUUCUAGAGGAAGGAGACGUCUAA
Molecule: messenger RNA, 564 nt
Organism: Belonocnema kinseyi
Lineage: Eukaryota; Metazoa; Arthropoda; Insecta; Hymenoptera; Cynipidae
Product: mRNA cap guanine-N7 methyltransferase-like
Exons: 1
Coding region: 1-564 (187 amino acids)
Source: RefSeq, a predicted model, not a curated record